This is a messenger RNA of Linepithema humile (Argentine ant), 2316 nucleotides long. RefSeq names its product general transcription factor 3C polypeptide 4-like. Gene Ontology annotation, biological process: transcription initiation at RNA polymerase III promoter. Gene Ontology annotation, cellular component: transcription factor TFIIIC complex. The record is from RefSeq and is a predicted model, not a curated record. Gene Ontology annotation, molecular function: protein binding; histone acetyltransferase activity. NCBI's taxonomy places the organism in Eukaryota, Metazoa, Arthropoda, Insecta, Hymenoptera, Formicidae.
UAUGUCAAAAAUGGCGCGAUGUUUUGAGACGAGAGGCUAAUUGACUGAUCAAUAUUAAUGUUGUAAGAUGGACACGGAGGAAAUUUGUAGUAUCAGUAUAUCUCCACUGGUGACCAGCCCAUUUGCAAUACAAUGGUCACCUGAUAAUCAUAUCUCAUUAAUUACAGAAAAGGGAGUUCAUGUAUUCGAACUGAUACCUUCACCCAUGUCUUCUAAUCCGUUCGUCAAGUUUGCUCGGUCUUUUGUACAUCCUUCUGACAUUUUACCAGCACAUGCAUUUAUAAAUCAGAUAGACUCGUUUGUAUGGAAUUUAGAUCGUGAAGCAGUUUACUCACUGCUCAUGGAAGAGGCAAUUACACCAAAGUUGGACGGUUUAAAUGAGACAAUCGUUAGAAUAACAAAGGUAGCAUGGUCGCCGAAAAAUUUAAUCUCUCCAAAUCAAUGUGUCUUAGCAAUAUUGACAGUAGCAGGUGCGAUUGAAUUGUUACAUAAAGUUUCCAAUGAAUGGUAUUCUAUAUGCGACGUUUCAUCUCUUCAGCUUAAGAUUGUGCAAGAUGAAAUUAAAUCAAAGCUCAAUGAAUGUAAAAAAUUGAAUAAUGAGUAUGCAGUAAUAAGUGAAAGCAUGAGACAGUUACAAGCUUGCUCUAUGACAUGGAGUGAACUUUUCAAAGUAAAAGAAGUUUUCUUUGCAUAUUUUUCUAUAGCUUAUCGCAGUGGCGAAAUAUCAAUUUGGAGAAUUCCUAGAAUUUCAAAUUUUUCUGAAAGUUUGCAACCUGUGCUUGUUAAUAAAAUAAAUCUAGACAAGACUAUAAAGAUUAAUGUAUUGUGUUGGAUCACUAUUGAUGCAAAGGAACAUUUACUUAUUGUUGGAUGUUUUGAUGGCCAAAUAUAUGGCAUAAAAUUAAUAUGUAAUGCUGAUGAUCUGGAAGUAGCAGUGAUAGAAAGAUAUAUCACUCCUGAUCAUAUAUCGGUCAAUUAUUUAUAUGUUCUCUCUCAAGAUAAAUCAAAUGUAAGGAUUGUUGCUGCCAAAGGCGUUUUUCUUUUGUUAUUGUGUAUAAAUUCGACAGGAGUACUGGAAGAUAUGCAACAUUUACAAGUGGAAGGAUAUAAUAUUACAGGUAUGAUCCCUGUUACUGCUCAACAAUUUAUGAUUUCCACACAGAACAGUCAUAUUUUUAUUGUUGAUACACGAUUAAACGAUUUAAUUUGCAUCGAUAUCCAAACUCAUUUACCUCAGACACAUGUUCAGUACUUAGGACUCACUUAUUCGCCAAACAAAGUAAUGAUUAUAAAUAUAGCCAGUCCGAAUACAAUCUAUGAUCAUUUAGUGACAAAGGAGCCGAGUACAAUGCAUAUAUUCGCUUUAAAAGGUGCAGUGCAGGAUCCAUUGCGUAUUAUUAAUAACAGUACAAAUCUCAUAAGUGUUUGGGACUGCAUAGAAGUGCUUAGGAUCAAAGCUGCUAAAGCAGAAGAUCCAAGUGUGAUAUUACGUCAGAUUCCGGAGAAGCUAGACUCUUCGUCGCUAUACGAUUUGCAAUUAUCAAUGUGGAUGACAGUUAUGAUCAAUGUGUGCACCACAAAAACGCAAAUGCUGAAUAUGAAUCACAUAAAAGAAGGCAAGAUAGCGAAUGCGCUUCCAUUAAUCCAUGUACACUCCAUUUGCACGUACAUCGACAAUACGAUGAAAAAGAGCAAGCUAUCAGUGGAUCAGAUGCACGCCGUGAGCUUAUUAAACAAAUAUUUAAAAAUGUACCUUGCAGAUCAAGAUGAGGGGAAUGAGAACGUUGUGCAUCGAUACGCUCGGGAAACAUUGAAUAAGAUUGCAUCUCAUCCCAAUCAGAUUGAGAAGUGCAAUUUGUGCGAUGAAGUGAUAGAUGAGUCCUUGAACACUAAAUCGUGUUCUCGGGGCCACAAGUUGCCCAGGUGUACUUUGACACUGUUACAGAUAACAUCGUUGGAAUAUCGCGAAUGCUCGAUAUGCAACCAAAUUUUUCAUCCAUGCAUGGAAGAAAUAUAUGAGGAACCGCAAUGUCCAUUCUGCGAUGUACCUCUUUUGUACAACUCUUAUGGUUUUGACAUAGAAGGGUCUGAAUUGUAUGGGAAAAAUUUAUCACAAUCACGAAUUAAUGUCAUAGAAUCGAAAGAUGAUUUGGAAGAACAGACUGAAAAACAGCGGAAAGACAAGUGGAAUACUGCGCGUACGUACUCGGUAAUUGUAAAUGACAACGAAGACGAAUCAGCGAGAAUUACAGAAAAAUGGGAAAAAUUUUAACGGCAUAAUGUAAUUUGUGAUUGUAAUUAUUAGAUAUAUUAGAU